Messenger RNA from Toxotes jaculatrix (banded archerfish), 10924 nucleotides. Its product is annotated as mucin-2-like. The record is from RefSeq and is a predicted model, not a curated record. The transcript is spliced from 4 exons. Lineage: Eukaryota; Metazoa; Chordata; Actinopteri; Toxotidae. Bases 32 to 9664 code for a protein of 3210 amino acids.
GGAUAUGGAGUGAGGAGAAACACCACUCACCAUGGAAAGAAAAAUCCUUUGUUGGAUGUUUUUGAUUGGAUACUUUGAUGCAUCAUUUGGACAAGCUACAACUGGAGUCUCAUUAACAACAACCACAACAGCAAACUUGACACCAGUGACCACUCCUGUAGGACCAAAUACCACAACUGUAGAACCAACUACAGGAACUGCUGCUUCCACAAAAACAACAUCAACACCAGCUGCCACAACUGCAACCUCACUGACAACAACUGAAGCACCAAUGACAACUGGUGGGAUGGAAACUACCACAACUACAGUAAAAGUGACCACACUUCUUUUAUCAUCCUCAACAACUAUCACAACAUCUGACUCCGCAAACACAACGUCAACACCAGCUGCCACAACUGAAGCACCAUCUACCACAACUGCAGCCUUAUUGACAACGACCGAAGCACCAUUGACAACUGGUGGGACACAAACUACCACAACUGCACCACAAAUGACCACACCUGUUUUCUCAUCAACAAGUGCAGAAACAACUAUCACAACUUCUGACUCUGCAACCACAACGUCAACACCAGCUGCCACAACUGAAGCACCAUCUACCACAACUGCAGCCUCACUGACAGCAACCGAAGCACCAACGACAACAGGUGGAACGCAAACUACCACAACUGCACCACAAAUGACUACACCUGUUUUCUCAUCGACAACAGCUAUCACAACAUCUGACUCCGCAACAACGACGUCUACACCAGCUGCCACAACUGAAGCACCAUCUACCACAACUUCAGCCUUAUUGACAACAACCAAAGCACCAUCGACAACUAGUGGGACAAGAGCUACCACAACUGCACCACAAGUGAGCACACCUGUUUUCUCCUCAACAAGUGCAGAAACAACUAUCACAACUUCUGACUCCGCAACCACAACGUCAACACCAGCUGCCACAACUGAAAAACCAUCUACCACAACUGCAGCCUCACUGAGAUCAACCGAAGCACCAACGACAACUGGUGGGACGGAAACUACCACAUCUGCGCCACAAAUGACUACACCUGUUUUCUCAUCUACAACAAGUGCAGAAACAACUAUCACAACUUCUGACUCCACAACCACAACGUCAACAACAGCUGCCACAACUGAAGCACCAUCUACUACAACUGCAGCCUCACUGACAACAACCAAAGCACCAACGACAACAGGUGGAACACAAGCUACGACAACUGCACCACAAGUGACCACACCUGUUUUCUCCUCAACAAGUGCAGAAACAACUAUCACAACUUCUGACUCGGCAACCUCAACGUCAACACCAGUUGCCACAACUGAAGCACAAUCUUCCACAACUGCAGCCUCUCUGACAUUAACCGAAGCACCAUCAUCAACUGGUGGGACACAAGCUACCACAACUACACAACAAGUGACCACACCUGUUUUCUCAUCAACAAGUGCAGAAACAACUAUCACAACUUCUGACUCCGCAACCACAACGUCAACACCAGCUGCCACAACUGAAGCACCAUCUACCACAACUGCAGCCUCUCUGACAGCAACCGAAGCACCAACGACAACAGGUGGAACACAAACUACCACAACUUCACCACAAAUGACUACACCUGUUUUCUCAACUACACCAGCUGCCACAACUGAAGCACCAUCUACCACAACUUCAGCCUUAUUGACAACGACCGAAGCACCAUCAACAACUGGUGGGACACAAGCUAUCACAACUGCAGCACAAGUGACCACACCUGUUUUCUCAUCUACAACAAGUGCAGAAACAACUAUCACAACUUCUGACUCCGCAACCACAACAUCAACACCAGUUGCCACAACUGAAGCACAAUCUUCCACAACUGCAGCCUCUCUGACAAUAACCGAAGCACCAUCGUCAACUGGUGGGACACAAGCUACCACAACUGCACAACAAGUGACCACACCUGUUUUCUCAUCUACAAGUGCAGAAACAACUAUCACAACUUUGGAAUCCGCAACCACAACGUCAACACCAGCUGCCACAACUGAAGCACCAUCUACCACAACUGCAGCCUCACUGACAACAAUCGAAGCACAAACGACAACAGGUGGAACACAAGCUACCACACCUGCACCACAAAUAACCUCACCUGUUUUCUCAUCUACAACAAGUGCAGAAACAACUAUGACAACUUCUGAGUCCGCAACCACAACGUCAACAACAGCUGCCACAAGUGAAGCACCAUCUACCACAACUGCAGCCUCUCUGAUAACAACUGAAGCACCAACAACAACUGCAGAAACAACUAUCACAACUUCUGACUCCGCAACCACAAUGUCAACACCAGCUGCCACAACUGAAGCACCAUCUACCACAACUGCAGCCUCACUGACAGCAACCGAAGCACCAACGACAACAGGUGGAACACAAACUACUACAACUGCACCACAAAUGACUACACCUGUUUUCUCAUCGACAACAUCUGACUCCACAACAAUGACGUCUACACCAGCUGCCACAACUGAAGCACUAUCUACCACAACUUCAGCCUUAUUGACAACAACCGAAGCACCAUCGACAACUGGUGGGACACAAGCUACCACAACUGCACCACAAGUGACCACACCUGUUUUCUCCUCAUCAAGUGCAGAAACAACUAUCAUAACUUCUGACUCCGCAACCACAACGUCAACACCAGCUGCCACUACUGAAGAACCAUCUUCCACAACUGCAGCCUCACUGAGAUCAACCGAAACACCAACGACAACAGGUGGGACACAAACUAUCACAACUGCACCACAAAUUACUACACCUGUUUUCUCAUCUACAAGUGCAGAAACAACUAUCACAACUUCUGAUUCCACAACCACGUCAACAACAGCUGCCACAACUGAAGCACCAUCUACCACAACUGCAGCCUCACUGACAACAACCGAAGCGCCAACGACAACAGGUGGAACACAAACUACCACAACUGCACCACAAAUGACUACACCUGUUUUCUCAUCGACAACAGCUAUCACAACAUCUGACUCCACAACAACGACAUCUACACCAGCUGCCACAACUGAAGCAGCACUGACAACUGGUGGGACACAGGCUACCACAAUUGCACCACAAAUGACUACACCUGUUUUCUCAUCAACAGCAGCUAUCACAACAUCUGACUCCACAACAACGACGUCUACACCAGCUGCCACAACUGAAGCACCAUCUACCACAACUGCAGCCUUAUUGACAACAACCGAAGCACCAUCGACAACUGGUGGGACACAAACUACCACAACUGCACCACAAGUGACCACACCUUUUUUCUCAUCUACUACAAGUGCAGAAAUAACUAUCACAACUUCUGACUCUGCAACCACGUCAACAACAGCUGCCACAACUGAAGCACCAAUAACAACUGCAGAAACAACUAUCGCAACUUCUGACACUGCAACCACAACGUCAACACCAGCUGCCACAACUGAAAAACCAUCUACCACAACUGCAGCCUCACUGACAACAACCGAAGCACCAACGACAACAGGUGGAACACAAACUACCACAACUUCACCACAAAUGACUACACCUGUUUUCUCAUCGACAACAGCUAUCACAACAUCUGACUCCACAACAACGACGUCUACACCAGCUGCCACAACUGAAGCACCAUCUACCACAACUUCAGCCUUAUUGACAACAACCGAAGCACCAUCGACAACUGGUGGGACACAAACUACCACAACUGCACCACAAGUGACCACACCUUUUUUCUCAUCUACAACAAGUGCAGAAAUAACUAUCACAACUUCUGAUUCCACAACCACGUCAACAACAGCUGCCACAACUGAAGCACCAUCUACCACAACUGCAGCCUCACUGACAACAACCGAAGCGCCAACGACAACAGGUGGAACACAAACUACCACAACUGCACCACAAAUGACUACACCUGUUUUCUCAUCGACAACAGCUAUCACAACAUCUGACUCCACAACAACGACAUCUACACCAGCUGCCACAACUGAAGCAGCACUGACAACUGGUGGGACACAGGCUACCACAAUUGCACCACAAAUGACUACACCUGUUUUCUCAUCAACAGCAGCUAUCACAACAUCUGACUCCACAACAACGACGUCUACACCAGCUGCCACAACUGAAGCACCAUCUACCACAACUGCAGCCUUAUUGACAACAACCGAAGCACCAUCGACAACUGGUGGGACACAAACUACCACAACUGCACCACAAGUGACCACACCUUUUUUCUCAUCUACUACAAGUGCAGAAAUAACUAUCACAACUUCUGACUCUGCAACCACGUCAACAACAGCUGCCACAACUGAAGCACCAAUAACAACUGCAGAAACAACUAUCGCAACUUCUGACACUGCAACCACAACGUCAACACCAGCUGCCACAACUGAAAAACCAUCUACCACAACUGCAGCCUCACUGACAACAACCGAAGCACCAACGACAACAGGUGGAACACAAACUACCACAACUUCACCACAAAUGACUACACCUGUUUUCUCAUCGACAACAGCUAUCACAACAUCUGACUCCACAACAACGACGUCUACACCAGCUGCCACAACUGAAGCACCAUCUACCACAACUUCAGCCUUAUUGACAACAACCGAAGCACCAUCGACAACUGGUGGGACACAAACUACCACAACUGCACCACAAGUGACCACACCUUUUUUCUCAUCUACAACAAGUGCAGAAAUAACUAUCACAACUUCUGAAUCCGCAACCACAACGUCAACACCAGCUGCCACAACUGAAGCACCAUCUACCACAACUGCAGCCUCACUGACAACAACCGAAGCACCAACGACAACAGGUGGAACACAAACUAUCACAACUACACCACAAAUGACUACAUCUGUUUUAUCAUCGACAACAGUUAUCACAACAUCUGACUCCACAACAACGACGUUAACACCAGCUGCCACAACUGAAGCACCAUCUACCACAACUUCAGCCUUAUUGACAAUGUCCGAAGAACCAUCGACAACUGGUGGGACACAAACUACCACAACUGCACCACAAGUGACCACACCUUUUUUCUCAUCUACAACAAAUGCAGAAACAACUAUCACAACUUCUGACUCCGCAACCACAACGUCAACACCAGCUGCCACAACUGAAGCACCAUCUACCACAACUGCAGCCUCUCUGACAACAACUGAAGCACCAAUAACAAUUGCAGAAACAACUAUCACAACUUUUGACUCUGCAACCACAUCAACACCAGCUGCCACAACUGAAGCACCAUCUACCACAACUGCAGCCUCACUGACAACAACCGAAGCACCAACGACAACAGGUGGAACACAAAGUACCACAACUGCACCACAAAUGACUACACCUGUUUUCUCAUUAACAACAGCUUUCACAACAUCUUAUUCCACAACAAUGACAUCUACACCAGCUGCCACAACUGAAGCACCAUCGACAACUGGUGGGACACAAGCUACGACAACUGCACCACAAAUGACUACACCUGUUUUCUCAUCGACAACAGCUAUCACAACAUCUGACUCCACAACAACAACGUCCACACCAGCUGCCACAACUGAAGCACCAUCUACCACAACUUCAGCCUUAUUGACAACAACCGAAGCACCAUCGACAACUGGUGGGACACAAGCUACCACAACUGCAUCACAAGUGACCACACCUGUUUUCUCCUCAACAAGUGCAGAAACAACUAUCACAACUUCUGACUCCGCAACCACAACGUCAACACCAGCUGCCACAACUGAAGCACCAUCUACCACAACUGCAGCCUCUCUGACAGCAACCGAAGCACCAACGACAACAGGUGGAACACAAACUACCACAACUUCACCACAAAUGACUACACCUGUUUUCUCAUCGACAACAGCUACCACAACAUCUGACUCCACAACGACGUCUACACCAGCUGCCACAACUGAAGCACCAUCUACCACAACUUCAGCCUUAUUGACAACAACCGAAGCACCAUCAACAACUGGUGGGACACAAGCUACCACAACUGCACCACAAGUGACCACACCUUUUUUCUCAUCUACAACAAGUGCAGAAACAACUAUCACAACUUCUGACUCCACAACCACAACGUCAGCAACAGCUGCCACAACUGAAGCACCAUCUACCACAACUGCAGCCUCACUGACAACAACCGAAGCACCAACGACAACAGGUGGAACACAAACUACCACAAUUUCACCACAAAUGACUACACCUGUUUUCUCAUCGACAACAGCUACCACAACAUCUGACUCCACUACAACGACGUCUACACCAGCUACCACAAUUUCACCACAAAUGACUACACCUGUUUUCUCAUCGACAACAGCUACCACAACAUCUGACACCACUACAACGACGUCUACACCAGCUACCACAACUGCAGCCUCACUGACGACAAUCAAAGCACAAACGACAACAGGUGGAACACAAGCUACCACAACUGCACCACAAAUGACCACACCUGUUUUCUCAUCUACAACAAGUGCAGAAACAACUAUCACAACUUCUGAGUCCGCAACCACAACGUCAACAACAGCUGCCACAAGUGAAGCACCAUCUACCACAACUGCAGCCUCUCUGAUAACAACUGAAGCGCCAACAACAACUGCAGAAACAACUAUCACAACUUCUGACUCCGCAACCACAACGUCAACACCAGCUGCCACAACUGAAGCACCAUCUACCACAACUGCAGCGUCACUGACAGCAACCGAAGCACCAACGACAACAGGUGGAACACAAACUACCACAACUGCACCACAAAUGACUACACCUUUUUUCUCAUCGACAACAGCUAUCACAACAUCUGACUCCACAACAAUGACGUCUACACCAGCUGCCACAACUGAAGCACCAUCUACCACAACUUCAGCCUUAUUGACAACAACCGAAGCACCAUCGACAACUGGUGGGACACAAGCUACCACAACUGCACCACAAGUGACCACACCUGUUUUCUCCUCAACAAGUGCAGAAACAACUAUCACAACUUCUGACUCCGCAACCACAACGUCAACACCAGCUGCCACAACUGAAGCACCAUCUACCACAACUGCAGCCUCUCUGACAGCAACCGAAGCACCAACGACAACAGGUGGAACACAAACUACCACAACUUCACCACAAAUGACUACACCUGUUUUCUCAUCGACAACAGCUACCACAACAUCUGACUCCACAACGACGUCUACACCAGCUGCCACAACUGAAGCACCAUCUACCACAACUUCAGCCUUAUUGACAACAACCGAAGCACCAUCAACAACUGGUGGGACACAAGCUACCACAACUGCACCACAAGUGACCACACCUUUUUUCUCAUCUACAACAAGUGCAGAAACAACUAUCACAACUUCUGACUCCACAACCACAACGUCAGCAACAGCUGCCACAACUGAAGCACCAUCUACCACAACUGCAGCCUCACUGACAACAACCGAAGCACCAACGACAACAGGUGGAACACAAACUACCACAAUUUCACCACAAAUGACUACACCUGUUUUCUCAUCGACAACAGCUACCACAACAUCUGACUCCACUACAACGACGUCUACACCAGCUACCACAAUUUCACCACAAAUGACUACACCUGUUUUCUCAUCGACAACAGCUACCACAACAUCUGACUCCACUACAACGACGUCUACACCAGCUACCACAACUGCAGCCUCACUGACGACAAUCAAAGCACAAACGACAACAGGUGGAACACAAGCUACCACAACUGCACCACAAAUGACCACACCUGUUUUCUCAUCUACAACAAGUGCAGAAACAACUAUCACAACUUCUGAGUCCGCAACCACAACGUCAACAACAGCUGCCACAAGUGAAGCACCAUCUACCACAACUGCAGCCUCUCUGAUAACAACUGAAGCACCAACAACAACUGCAGAAACAACUAUCACAACUUCUGACUCCGCAACCACAACGUCAACACCAGCUGCCACAACUGAAGCACCAUCUACCACAACUGCAGCGUCACUGACAGCAACCGAAGCACCAACGACAACAGGUGGAACACAAACUACCACAACUGCACCACAAAUGACUACACCUUUUUUCUCAUCGACAACAGCUAUCACAACAUCUGACUCCACAACAAUGACGUCUACACCAGCUGCCACAACUGAAGCACUAUCUACCACAACUUCAGCCUUAUUGACAACAACCGAAGCACCAUCAACAACUGGUGGGACACAAGCUACCAUAACUGCACCACAAGUGACCACACAUGUUUUCUCCUCAUCAAGUGCAGAAACAACUAUCACAACUUCUGACUCCGCAACCACAACGUCAACACCAGCUGCCACUACUGAAGAACCAUCUGCCACAACUGCAGCCUCACUGAGAUCAACCGAAGCACCAAUGACAACAGGUGGGACACAAACUACCACAACUGCACCACAAAUGACUACACCUGUUUUCUCAUAUACAACAAGUGCAGAAACAACUAUCACAACUUCUGACUCCACAACCACGUCAACAGCAGCUGCUACAACUGAAGCACCAUCUACCACAACCGCAGCCUCACUGACAACAACCGAAGCACCAACAACAACAGGUGGAACACAAACUACCACAACUGCACCACAAGUGACCACACCUGUUUUCUCAUCUACAACAAGUGCAGAAACAACUAUCACAACUUCUGAAUCCGCAACCACAACGUCAACACCAGCUGCCACAACUGAAGAACCAUCUACCACAACUGCAGCCUCACUGACAACAAUCGAAGCACAAACGACAACAGGUGGAACACAAACUACCACAACUGCACCACAAGUGACCACACCUGUUUUCUCAUCUACAACAAUUGCAGAAACAACUAUCACAACAUCUGACUCCACAACAACGACGUCAACACCAGCUUCCACCACUGAAGCACCAUCUACCACUACUGUAGCACCAGUGACAACAACUUUGAACCCAGUUUCUUUAAGCACAAAGACAACUACUACAAUAAGUGCAGCCACAAUUACGGCAGUCUCAUUGACAACACCCGAAGCACCAACUACAACUGUUCAAACACAAGUUACCACACCUGUUUUCUCAUCGACAACAACUACCACAGCUGCUUCUUCCACAACAACUUCAACACCAGCUGCCAUAACUGCAGCUUCAGUGACAACAACUUUUUCUCCAACUUCUACAACUGCAGAAACAUCUGCCACAAUAAGUGUAGCUUCAUCCGCAAUAACAGCAACCUCAUUGGAAACAGUACCACCAACUAUUGCAACUGCAGAGCCAACUACAGCAACUACAGCCUCACCCACCAUAUCUGCGACCUAUGUGGGAACGAUUGCCACUCCAACUACAACAACGUCUGCUAUAACAGCUGCAGCACAAACUGCAACAACAGUAGCCCCAACAAUGAAUACAGCUCUAAACACCACAACAACAGCUUUACUUUACAUAACCACACCACAAAGCACACCCACUCUUCCAGUUACUACAACUCCAUUUCAAAAUACCACGACCACUGGAGAAACAACAACAGCCCAAAGUCUUUUGUCACUAGCACAUCUCCAGAUAAAGAUGACUUCCUUUGGCGAGGUCAGCAAUGGAACCAUCACUGAGCUUAUCAAACAGUUUUUCAGAGACCAGCUCCCGAAUGGCACAGCCCACAUGAUCAGCGUGAAAAGGAUUCGAAGGGUUAAAGUUUCCCCAUAGAAGCUUCAUGUAGACAGAAACAGUUAAAAGUGAAUAUAUAAAGAUGGCAGUUCAAGUGCUGGUGCUAUACUUUUAACAUAAUGUAAGUUUUUCCACAGUUUGAGAAAUGAGUAAACACAGAGGUUUGGAUUUUAGUCGAAAUCCCCCCUUAUGCCUUUUAUCAUUAUUUAGAUAUAGAUUAAAUCUAAAAUAUUUGCCAUCCCACACUGUUGCCUGUAUUUCCUAGGAAUGUGAAUAGUGGAGAUGCACACUUGACUGGAGUGUGAGAUUAUUUGUAUAGUAUAAUGGGAACCUCAAAUCAAGCAAUCUGAUCUGUCAAAGAAGAGGUUCUUAAGAAGUGUCAGUAAUUCCCAUAGUUGUAACUGGAGAAAUGGCUGCCACACUGACAUACUUAGUAACCAGGAAACUCUUAAACUAUGUUCUACUCUCACUCAUCCCUUUUGUUGUUUGGCAACAAUAAUCUUACUGAGUUCCUUAUACCAAGUGUAUGAUUAUUAUAACCCCAAAUCAGAAAAUUAAUCAUUUGUCAGAGUUAAAUACACAGUUGUGUCUACUGAACGUGAGUCUGUUUUAAAGCACUGAUUUCUUAACUGAGUUCCUUAUACCAAGUGUAGUAACCCCAAAUCAGGAAGUGAAUUGUUUCUCAGAGUAUUACUGUCAAAGUGCACAGGCAUGUCUACAGAACCAGAAUAAGCACUGCUUGUUUGGAUAGUGCUGCUGUGCUAGGGGAGGAAGUCUGAGACUUUCUGUGUGCAGGUUAACCUUUUUAGUUUCUAUGAUACGGGCUGUUACACAUUACUGAAUAUGUGUGCGUAAGUUUUGUGUGGUUUUUAUUUGCCCUCUACUUCAGUCCAUUUAGUAAACUUGCCUCCCCAGGUAUUGAGUUUACUAAGUGUCAGAUAUAUAAAAAUGUGAUUUAUUUAAGCAGGAUAAACUAUUUGUGAUCCUGAACUGAGGCCAGCGAGUGUUUUUUUUAUCUUUUCACUUGCAGACAUAAUGUUUAGGACAUUCUUCUCAAUAUUACUGAUUUUUUUUUUCAAAUCAUUAGUUUUACAUUAAAACUCUUGUUAAUUCUUCAUUGUUCUGACAUGAAUUAGAAUAUGGCUACUUCUGCACCUCCCUAGUUAAACCUUCAUAAACUUUUUGAUUUUGUUUAAAUAUAACACUAGAUUUGUGAGACAAAAUUAGUAGCUCUGAUUAUUUGUGUUGUGUUAUAUUCUUUUGAAAGAUAAAUAAAGAGACAUAUCUGUUUGAAGUGCC